AUGCAAAGUAUUGAAGCAGCACCACUACAGAUCGCGAUGACGCUCCAACUGACUACACACGAUGCCCCACAAGCACACCGCAUUGUAUUUGAAGCACCUCAGACUUUCACCGCACCGGCCAGUCGGGGCCGGCACAGACGUGUUUGCUUCCAUCUCCAAAAAGUUCCACCGUCUUUUAGUUCGCUCUCCGAUAACCGUUGUUGCAUUGUUUUCGUUCUCCUCAGGGUUUCAGAUUAUGAAACUCUAAUUUCUUCUUCUGUGAAAAAAGCUCUCCCUCACGGUCGUGAACUGGUUUAUUCAUUGCAAACUGUCUUUUACUGGUCUGUGAAAUUAACCGGUUCAUUGAACUUGUUUUCUUUGGGGACAUACAAGGUACUGGUUUCCGUCGCCUGUGGAAUGGGAAACUGA
Molecule: messenger RNA, 408 nt
Organism: Vicia faba (fava bean)
Lineage: Eukaryota; Viridiplantae; Streptophyta; Magnoliopsida; Fabales; Fabaceae
Source: the annotation of a GenBank genome assembly